AUGGCCAUCGACACGGACAACAACCCUGCCGCCGUCUUGAUCGAUGCUCCGGCCGUCUUCCAGGUGGCGGAGCAUCUGUUUUGCGCCUACUUCUUCAUCGAGAUCACGAUUCGGUUCCUGGCUUUUGAAUACAAGUGCGACUGCUUUCGUGACUUUUGGUUCGUCUUCGACUUCUGUCUGAGCCUCUACAUGGUUGCCGAGACGUGGAUCCUGUCCCUGGUACUGGUCGUCAGUGGCUUUGGAGAGACAGAAGCACUGUUCAGUGCGAACGUCCUGCGCAUCAUCCGCAUGGUCAAGAUCCUCCGCCUCACGCGCAUGGCCAAGCUCCUCCGCUCCAUCCCAGAGCUGGGCAUCGUGGCCAAGGCAAUCGGUGCUGCUGGCCGCUCGCUCUUAGUAAUUGCAGCCUUCUGCGUUAUGGUUCUGUAUGUCUUCGCCCUCUUGAUGAAGCAGAUCACAGAUAUGGUGCAGGAGACGCCAGCAGAUCCCUCUCUAAUUGGGGACUUCGCCACCGUGGCGACCUCCAUGAACACCUUGCUGCUGAAGAGCAUGUUCGCUGAGAGUGCGUCCUUCGUCUACUCCUUGGCAGCCUGGCACCCGAUCUUCUGGCCCUUUGUGAUUCUCUUCAUCCUGAUCACCUCCGUGACCAUGAUGUACAUGCUGAUCGGCGUCAUGGUGAACGUGGUGAACUCCGUGGCGGCCUCGGAGCGCGAGGGCUCCACGGUGAGCCUCAUUGCCCAAUCCCUCCGGCAGGUCAUGAUGAAGUUGGGCAUGGAUCCAGACGGCCCGCUCUCCAAGCAGACGGUCACGGACUUGCUGCUGGAUGCGGAGGUGGCCCAGUUCUUGUACGGGCUGGAUGUGGACAGCAUCGUGAUGGUGGAGAUGCUGGAUACCUUCUAUGAGGACAUCAUGGAGAAGGAAGGCCGCCAGAUGAACUUCGAGGAUCUAGUGGAUGCCUUGCUGAACCUGCGGGGCACGAACCCGGCCACAGUGCAGGAUGUGAAGGGGUCCAUCCGCAUCCUCAAAACCACCUUCACCAAGGAGCUGUCGGAGCUGCGCCGAAGCCUGCUCGGGGAGAUCAACACUCUGAAGCUGGACCUGCGCGAUGCAGGGGACCUCGAGUCCAGUGGUUCUGAGCACGAUGCCGGCUGA
Messenger RNA from Symbiodinium natans, 1149 nucleotides. Lineage: Eukaryota; Dinophyceae; Suessiales; Symbiodiniaceae. The record is from the annotation of a GenBank genome assembly.